Camponotus floridanus (Florida carpenter ant) is the source of this 818-nucleotide messenger RNA. It is a transcript of the gene Ak1, whose product is annotated as adenylate kinase isoenzyme 1. Gene Ontology annotation, molecular function: AMP kinase activity; ATP binding. Bases 242 to 811 code for a protein of 189 amino acids. NCBI's taxonomy places the organism in Eukaryota, Metazoa, Arthropoda, Insecta, Hymenoptera, Formicidae. Gene Ontology annotation, cellular component: cytosol; cytoplasm. Gene Ontology annotation, biological process: nucleoside triphosphate biosynthetic process. The transcript is spliced from 5 exons. The record is from RefSeq and is a predicted model, not a curated record.
UGCUAUAUUUACAUAGAUUCAUCUGUGAACAACAUUGUAUAAUACGCCAUCGCUGUCAUCGUGUAAUCCCGGGGAAUGGGGAAAUUGGGCCGGAUGUAUUUUAGUCGUUUUCGUGCUUUUGUCGUUGCCGCGCGUUGACACAUUUUUACGGUGAACCUUACAUCUCGACGAAGCUCCCGAUCGACACGCGAACGCCUUUAUUAAGCGAGCGCCACAUUGAGAAGAAAACUACGCGGGAAAAAUGAAAACGAUCUGGGUUAUCGGCGGUCCAGGAUGCGGCAAGGGAACGCAGUGCGACCGUAUGAUCGAAAAGUACGGACUCCUCCACCUGAGCAGCGGUGAUUUGUUGCGAGCGGAAGUGGCCAGUGGUAGCGAGAGGGGAGCGUCCCUACAGGACCUAAUGUCCAAAGGAUUGUUCGUGCCAACGGAUAUUGUGCUGGAGCUUAUAAAGGAAAAGAUGGAGAAAGCUCGUGCAGAAGGCGUUACAAAGACUGGAUUUCUCAUUGACGGAUAUCCCCGUGAGAAGGAUCAGGGUAUUCUGUUUGAGCAAAAUGUUUGCCCCGUCGAUUUAAUUCUUUUCUUCGAUGUGGCAAAUGAGACCUUGAAAAAAAGACUUCUGGGACGUGCCGCUGUAUCUCAAAGGGCGGACGAUAACGAAGAGACAAUCAAAAAGAGGAUCGAGAUAUUUAACACAAAGAACAAUGAGAUUGUGGAGCAUUACAAAGACAAAGUUGUUAGAAUCAAUGCAGAAGGAACAGUGGAUGAAAUUUUCGCCGAAGUGACGAAAGCGCUGGACGCUCUAUUAGCUUAAAUAAAUU